Molecule: messenger RNA, 867 nt
Organism: Aspergillus campestris IBT 28561
Lineage: Eukaryota; Fungi; Ascomycota; Eurotiomycetes; Eurotiales; Aspergillaceae
Exons: 3
Coding region: 1-867 (288 amino acids)
Source: RefSeq, a predicted model, not a curated record
AUGUCUCAAGACGAGAGACAGUCCGAGCAAGCUCGCAUUGGCGAAGUGUCUGGUGUUUCACAAGACGAGAGGCCUCUCAAGAGGGCUUGCAUUGACGAGGGGCCUGGUGCUUCACAAGACGAAAGACCUUCUAAGAGGGCUCACACUGACGAUGUGCCUCAUGCUUCACAAGAAGCUCACCUACCCAUUCCAGCAACUGCGGGACCAUCCACUCUCAUCUCUCCCACGACCUCAGGAGAGGGCUCCGGCCGCCUCCUGCUCUCUUCCGCGCCCUGGGAUGACACGAAACCAGCGGACGAUCCCAAACACGGAGCAAGCGAAUUUGCCAGUAAAAAACCCCUGAAGGGUCUCAGUGACAUCGAAGAGACCGUCCAAUUCCUCAGCCAGUCAGUCCACAGUCUCACCACAGAUUGCCACGAUCUCAAAAGACGGAUGGACGACGCCGGGAGGGUGCACCGCGCACUCUAUGACAGGGACGACAGCUUCGAAGAGACCCUGCAACCACUCAUCGCCUCCUACGAAGCCCACCGUAGGGACGUUCUUACCGCCUGGGGCGACUGCCACAAUCCUUCCAUGGUCGCCCCGACCCCCAUCCCUCACCAGCACUCCAACCGCCACCCUGUAUCCGGUGGCGACAUCCUGCGCGACGUGAAUGUCAUCACGUCCGCGGAGAGAGAGCACCCUGCGCAGGUGGCGAAGUGGAAGCGCUCCUUCUCGACGCAGUACGGGGUGUCUUUUGAGCUGUGCGCAGAGCGUGGGAAACUGAAGCUUGUCGACACACGCAUAAUCGAGGUGCUGAAUAUUCUGGCCAGCGGGUGGGUGGAUGAGGGGGAUGAGAUCUUUGUCCCGGGGAGUCUUUCUUACUAA